Molecule: messenger RNA, 381 nt
Organism: Paramecium pentaurelia
Lineage: Eukaryota; Ciliophora; Oligohymenophorea; Peniculida; Parameciidae
Source: the annotation of a GenBank genome assembly
CAAUGAUGUCCUCGACCUAAUCUUAAUUCAAUUUUGUUCGCAAACCACUUCCAAAAGCACCAAUUACAAGACAAUUUAGUAGAGAAAAAAGUUAACCAAUUUUUAAUCCAAUAACUCCAUCUGUAUGAUAAAUAUUUUAUAGUUAAGACUAAGUUUCGUAUCCAAAAUAAUAAUCAAUUUUUAAGUAGAGAGAAAAGUUAAAAAAAUAGCAAUAAUUUCUUUAACAAUACUUCUGAAAGCACAAAAAUUACAAAAGUAUAGAAUUAAUCUUUGCUUAAAAAAUAUGAUGCUGAUUAAAAGCAAUAAAUUUUUGAUCGAGAAGAUUUAGAGGAGGAACAACAAUUUAAAUUACUCUGCUAAACUUUGGAUCAAAUAUUAUGA